Messenger RNA from Dioscorea cayenensis subsp. rotundata (Guinea yam), 800 nucleotides. Its product is annotated as putative disease resistance protein At1g59780. Lineage: Eukaryota; Viridiplantae; Streptophyta; Magnoliopsida; Dioscoreales; Dioscoreaceae. The record is from RefSeq and is a predicted model, not a curated record. Bases 3 to 800 code for a protein of 265 amino acids. The transcript is spliced from 3 exons. Gene Ontology annotation, molecular function: ADP binding.
UCAUGGAAGAUGAGUCAGAUGAGGAGAUGAAGAAGGAAAUGGGGAGCGUGUGGGAUUGUCUCAUGAAGUUCCAAGAUUUGGAUUGCAUCAAUAUGCUGGGGGACGAAGUUCCUAUGAUGUUGCGAGAGUUCAUGGGGAGGGUAGGGGAUACACACAGGAAGCUGCAAGGAAAGCUAGCAAAGGCCCAUCGGGACCAGAUGAUGAAGAAAAUGGCGAGAGUGAGGGAUAUUCUCACAGAGUUACAAGAAAGGCUAGAAAUGGCCUACCGCAAGUUGCAGUAUGCUGAUGACAAGAUGAUGAUUGUCCCAUAUGACACCACCAACACCUGGUUUGAUAAUUUGAGAGGUGUUUCAAAUGACUUGAAAAACAUCAGUGAUGAAUUAUUUAAAUAUAUGGAUACAAUGGAGAUAAUGUUUUCCAAGGUACACUGGUAUUCUCCCUUCAUUUAUCUAUACCAGCAGGACCUUUGUUUUCCCUGGCAAAUCAAUAGUCAAAUUAGAACUCUUGGAACUAUCGAGUCUAGGUUGGAAGAGAUUCUCAAACAAGAGUUAAACUUAGGUUUGACUUUAUUUGAUCUUGAUACCACUAUAGGACAUGAUACUUUAGUUGGUGGAAUAGAGAAGGAUGUUGAAAACCUAGUAGAGAUGUUAACAGUCACCCAUAGUUCUCAGGGAAUCUAUGUUUAUGGGAUUGUCGGGGAGAGAGGCAUUGGAAAAACAACUCUAGCUAAAUUAAUCUUCAACCACAAAAAAAUUAAAGAUAAAUUCCAUUCACUGCCACCGAUAUGGUUUUUGGCCUGA